GGGUGGUGUGUCGACGCUGCCCACCCACUGUAUUUUUGGAUGUGGGAUCUCCUGAAUUAAGCGAAAGCUGGAAUAAAGAUGUAGUGUGAGCUGGUGGAAGGAGGGGGACAGAACAAGGAGAGCGCUGUCCUGAGGAGAGGAGAGGAGAGAGGAGAGGAGAGGAGAGGAGAGGAGAGAGGAGAGGAGAGGAGAGGGCUGGACGUCCUGCCUCCACGGACGGACCAGGAGGACUGAGAUCAGGGGGGAGUCCUGAGGGGGAGCCGGACACACAGGGUCCACUGGAUCAGGAAGAUGCCCUCUCGCUGCAGAAAUGCGCUGAACAUCGUGGUCACCACCCUUUUUGCUGCGGUGGUCCUCUUCACCAUCCUGCUGGCCUAUGUGACAGGCUACCAGUUCAUCCACACUGAGCAGCACCACCUCUCCUUCGGCCUCUAUGGCGCCUUCCUCUCCCUCCACCUCUUCCUCCAGAGCCUGUUUGCCUUCUUGGAGCACCGGCGGAUGAGGAGCCCGGCCAGGCCUCAGCACCUGCGCCGCUCAGUGGCGUUGUGCAUCGCGGCCUAUCAGGAGGACCCGGACUACCUGAGGAAGUGUCUGCGCAGCGUCCGCAGGAUCUCCUUCCCCGGGCUGAAGGUGGUGCUGGUGGUGGACGGGAACCGGCCUGAGGACCGCUACAUGAUGGACAUUUUCCAGGAGGUGAUGGGCGGAGCCGACCAGUCCGGAUGUAUGGUGUGGAAGGGAAACUUCCACAGCGACGGCAGCGGUGGAGGAGGUGUCAGCAGAGGAGGGAGGAACACGGUCCACAUGGAGGAGGCGGCCCGGGUGGCCCGGCUGGUCAGAGGCUGCCGUUACUCCUGCAUCAUGCAGGAGUGGGGGGGAAAGAGGGAGGUGAUGUACACCGCCUUUAAAGCACUGGGGGACAGUGUGGAUUAUGUUCAGGUGUGUGACUCCGACACAGUACUGGACCCAGCGUGUACCAUAGAAAUGCUGAAAAUCCUGGAGGAAGAUCCGAUGGUGGGAGGGGUCGGUGGAGAUGUGCAGAUUCUAAACAAGUACGACUCUUGGAUCUCCUUCCUGAGCAGCGUGCGUUACUGGAUGGCCUUCAACAUCGAGCGGGCCUGCCAGUCGUACUUCGGGUGCGUUCAGUGCAUCAGUGGUCCUCUGGGAAUGUACAGGAACUCCCUCCUCCAGCGCUUCCUCGAGCCCUGGUACCAUCAAACCUUCUUGGGGUCCAAAUGCAGCUUUGGAGACGACCGCCACCUCACCAACCGGGUUCUGAGCUUCGGCUACAAAACCAAAUUCACCGCCCGAUCCCAGUGCCAGACUGAAACUCCCACCCAGUACCUGCGAUGGCUCAACCAGCAAACUCGAUGGAGCAAGUCCUACUUCCGUGAGUGGCUCUACAACGCUCUGUGGUUCCACAAGCACAACCUCUGGAUGACGUACGAGUCUGUCGUCACCGGUUUCUUCCCCUUUUUCCUGGUCGCCACAGUCAUCCACCUCUUCUACCGUGGACGGUUGUGGAACAUCCUGCUCUUCCUGUUGACGGUUCAGCUGGUCGGGAUGGUCAAGGCCACAUACGCCUGUUUCCUUCGUGGAAGUUUAGUCAUGAUCUUCAUGUCACUCUACUCUCUGCUCUACAUGUCCAGCCUCCUCCCUGCCAAAAUAUUCGCCUUGCUCACCAUCAACAAGGCCGGAUGGGGAACUUCAGGACGCAGAAAGAUUGUCGUGAACCUAAUCGGUGCUGUACCGGUCACGGUGUGGGCUCUGGUGCUGCUGGGAGGUGUGGUUUAUACAAUAUACUGUGAAACACAAGAGCCGUUUAGUGAGACAGAGAAAGCCUUGUUGAUAGCAGGGACUGUCCUCUACGCCUGCUACUGGUUCAUUCUGCUGGUGCUUUACCUGGCAAUCGUAGCCAAGAGGUGUAACAAGAGGGAGGAACAGUAUCACCUGCCAUACGCCGAGGCAUAAACCUGUCCCCAGACACUGGUAGAGUAUCUGCACCAGGUUUCACUGCAGUAUGAUUCUAGCGAGGUCACCAGAGACCCCGAGGACUGCUAGAGUGAUGAGCUGUGAGCCAGCUCCUCACCACUGGUGCUAAAAAACAAAGGUGGAAAUCCUCAAUCUGAGCAGCAGAAACCGGAUCCAGUUGUGGGAGACUUGAAGAUAACUGGAUGCAAACGGCUCUCUCACUUAUUUCAUUUCGGUGCUUCAUCAUGAAACCAAAAUGGAGCUGAUCCAGGUUAUGAAGUGUUUAUUACAUGUACAACAGUGACAGGAACAUUAAGUAGGUAAUGGUGUACAUGUUAGCGGAAAAAUUUGAGAACACGGUGCAGGACGAUGAGUUUAAGGAACAUGAAGCAGGAAAAGGAGAAACAGAUAAGGUCAAAUGUACUGGACUGAGGCUUUAAAGAAAAAGAAAACAAUUAAAAAUAGUUCAAUAAGUAUCUCUCAUAGCACACCUGAAUCAGGUAAAGAAAGGAAAAGAUGGAUUAGACACUGGAUUGAAAUCUUAGAGGGGUUUAAACAGAAUGCAACUGACUUUACAAACCUGUACUUGAUGUGUUUUGGUCCAAAUCAGUGGAUGAUUUGGUCAGUUUUGUUUUUUUUUCACACAGAAGGAUACAAAAUGCAUAAUCACAAGCCACAGGAGAACAUUUCUUCAUCUCAUUGGUUAGAUAUGCAUGGUUCAGGGGGCGAUAAACAUGGAAGAACAUCUCAGAUCAAACCAAAUUAGUCCAGAUGAGAAGAAACCGAUGCUUACUUUUGGCUCCAAUGGGUUAAAAUGAUGUAUAAGUUAAAACCUACCACUCUUGCCUUUACAAAUUUGCGGUAAAUUGAACAAUUUAGGGACAGAAAUGCCAUGAGGAUAUAAUAUUUGAACUUCAAGAAAAAUUAUCUUUGAUUUGAGGACUUUUUGAGCCUAGUUCUACUAAAUAGAAAUAAGAGGAAAGUGGUGGAGAAUAAGUGAGAGGUGGGUGUUUAGUGUUAGCUGCUGUGAUCCAGGUCUGUUCUCUGUACUGACAAAAGUACUAAAGUUAACAUGCUGUAUAUCUAUAUUCUGAUGAAUCCUGCUCUGUGUCAUUCCUCCUGUCCAUAUAGCCCAUGAAGCAUACCCUUGUAAAGAAAUGUUAGUUUACCUUAAAUCCUCAGAUGGUUCUAGACGCUGAAUUGUGUGAAACUACUGUCUUUUUGGUCCAUUUUCCUUUCUGACCCACAACAUAAGCCCCUUUUCCACCAACAUAUCCAGGAACUUAUUUACCUGGGUAAUUUGUGAGCCUUCGUGUUUCCACCGCACCUCUAAGUUCCAGAAAAUGUAUUGAAAUCAGGCUGAUGGCAUAUGGGGGAAUGGUAAAAAAACAAAACAAAACAAAAAAACUGCACUACACCUCCAGUCCAGCAGAUGGCAGUAAAAAUAAAAGACACCUAAGGCCAAACAAUCCCAAUGACGCCAUAAACGACGACUGAAAAUCCUGUAUCAUUACAUUAUUUGUGUGACACAGUAUGCCAGGAUGGAGGAUGCUUGAGUUCUUUUGUUGUUCCUCAUGUUUUACUACAUCGCAAAUAAAAGCUGGAUUAAACAUCGGGAAGUACGAAACGGUGAAAGUGACUUCCACCAGUCAGUGUUCUUCAGUACACAGCCCCUUCCCUCAAGAAUUCUGGGGAAUCUGUGAAGUCCUAUCCCCCUUAUAGGAACUUUUUUGAGUUUUUUAACUUUUUUCUGGGUAAUUUUGGUGGAAACGUGCUGAGGCUCUUCAAAAUCCCAGGUAAAUGAUAAAAGUUCCAAUGGUGGAAAAGGGGGACUUUAUUUAUAUUUCCUGAGUAUAUUUACACUCGACUGCCAGGACAAAAAUGUGCUGUAUAUUUAGCUAAACCUGAACCCCUCAAACUGGUACAUUUUCGCUUUGAGCGGUGACUCUACGACAUGCUUUUCCAUCAGUAUGGACAGGAGAAAUGCUAACAGCAACCGGUACUGGUUUAGUGUGUGAGAAUGGGAAUCGCUGUGCAUUAUGGGUUGUGGCGCCGCCAUCUUUGGAGGAUGGUGCACGUAGCAAUGGUAGCUGUAACUGUACGUCACAGGGUUCGAUAUUAAUUAUGCCAACUACGGCGCCGGUAACAACACACAAAAAUAAUGUGGCAAGAGGUUGUAUUCAUUAGAGACACUGAGCCCGUUUACAUCCACACUAAAACUCCGAUCAUUAUCUGAUUUCUGGAUUUAUCAGAUUAUUCCA
This is a messenger RNA of Sphaeramia orbicularis (orbiculate cardinalfish), 4229 nucleotides long. It is a transcript of the gene has3, whose product is annotated as hyaluronan synthase 3. The transcript has 5 exons. Gene Ontology annotation, cellular component: plasma membrane. The record is from RefSeq and is a predicted model, not a curated record. Lineage: Eukaryota; Metazoa; Chordata; Actinopteri; Kurtiformes; Apogonidae. Gene Ontology annotation, molecular function: hyaluronan synthase activity. Gene Ontology annotation, biological process: polysaccharide biosynthetic process; extracellular matrix assembly; hyaluronan biosynthetic process. Bases 292 to 1968 code for a protein of 558 amino acids.